CUCUCUACAGUAAUUCUCAUCUCUCAGGGUUGAUUGUUGUUCUCUCCGUUAACGAUGCAGUUUUAUGGAGUUCUGGUCCUGUUGGUGACUCUGUCUACAGCAUGUGGACUGAGAUGCUACGCGUGUAUAGUCGACAAUAAUACACCCUGCACAACAAUCGGGACAUGUGCCCCCGGCUUAGACCGCUGUGCCACCCUCAAUCUGAACGGUGUCAUCAUCAAGGGCUGUGAAAAUAGUGCCACGUGUAUAAGCCCCAUCAAAUGCUGCAAAGGGGACUUGUGUAACAGCGCCAUACCCACUGCUUCCAGUGUCUUCCUCCUGCUGGUAUCCUCUGCCAUCACCACAGUCUUUUUCAAAGUCUCUUCGUUCAUAAUGCAGUUUUAUGGAGUUCUUGUGAUGAUGGUGACUCUGUCUACUGCCUGUGGACUGAAAUGCUACAUAUGUAGUUCUGAGAGUGAAUGCAAGGAACAAACUUGUCCUUCCGGCUUUGACAGUUGUUCAACCACCAUGGUGAAUGGUGUCACCGUCAAGAGCUGCGGGUUACUUUCUUCCUGUCCAAGUCCCAUGAAAUGCUGCAAAGGGGACUUGUGUAACAGUGCCAUACCCACUGGUUCCAGUGUCUUCCUCCUGAUGGUAUCCUCAGCCAUCAUCACACUGUUUCUCUGAGGCCUUCUUCUCUGAGAAUAUCAUGUAAAAUCUGUGAAUGACUACAGAGAGAAUUGCUCAAUAAAACUACAAUUUGAUUGAC
Messenger RNA from Dicentrarchus labrax (European seabass), 748 nucleotides. RefSeq lists its product as uncharacterized. Bases 55 to 666 code for a protein of 203 amino acids. The record is from RefSeq and is a predicted model, not a curated record. Lineage: Eukaryota; Metazoa; Chordata; Actinopteri; Moronidae. The transcript has 6 exons.